Molecule: messenger RNA, 1635 nt
Organism: Mycosarcoma maydis (corn smut)
Lineage: Eukaryota; Fungi; Basidiomycota; Ustilaginomycetes; Ustilaginales
Exons: 1
Coding region: 1-1635 (544 amino acids)
Source: RefSeq, a predicted model, not a curated record
AUGACGGCUCGAGAAGCAAGGACAGUCAUCAUCGUGACUGGCUCACACACAAUCACUGCCGGCUACGGUAUUCACGAGAUCCUCAAGCGUCCAUCCAUCUCGCUCACAGCGCGUGUCGGUCUUCCGCGAUCGUCUGCAUCCACAUCUUCAUCGUCAUCACCUCCGGACUACAAACAAUACCUGGUCGGAUCUGCGCUUGAUCAAGCCGAACGAAGAGGCGAUGAUGUUGCCAUCUUCUGGCCGAUGCGUAAGGGCUAUGUGCGUGAUUGGCAGCAGAUGAUUGCGCUGUGGAACUAUGUUCUUUUCCACCUUUUGCCCAUUCGUCGCUCGCACAAUGAUUCGAAUAUCCUCAUCAGCCUGCCACUACCAGUGUCUCGAGCGACACACGCCUAUCUCACCCAGAUCUUCUUUGAACAUUUCAAUUCGGCUGCGAUUACGAUUGCAGAAAAGCCGCUCCUCUCGUGCUACGGCGUGGGCAGCAUGAACGCGUGCGUAGUCGAUCUUGGCUACGAGAGCUGCGACGUGUCUCCUGUCAUCGAAUGUCUGGUACAGUCGAACGCCAACGUCAAGACGGAUGUAGGCACCCGCCAUUGCAUCCUCUAUCUCGCCCACCUGCUGCGUCGUGACCAGAGCUUGGUCAAGGCCAUUCAGACGCUACUUCGAUAUACUCGCAAAGCGUCGUCCCCCGCCGCAUUAUCCCAUGAGAGCGAGCAGGCAGCGUUGAGAAGCGCCAUCUUUUCAUUGGCACAACAGCUGCUGGAAGAAGGUCUGGUGCUGGACGAAGAAGCAUUCAAGAAGGGAGCCGGAGGCAUGAUCUCGGUUGCGGAUGGCCAAGAUGACGAGGGCAAUUUUGACAUUGCGGCAGUGCUUGUAGAAGGCACCAAGAAGCACGAUGACGAGGAGGAGAGGCGCAAAGCAAUCGAAGCAGCUCAAGGCGAAGAGAUUGAUGAGGCCAUCCUCGCUUCCAUCACAGGUGAAGACGGUCAAGCGGGCGGAAGUACGGAUGAGAAGGCGGUGUUGGUGCAUUUCCGCGGUCUCAAGCUCAAGGUGGGUCCCGAACGUUUUCGGUUCCUCGAGCCCCUCUUCCGACCCGAGCUGCUCAAGGAUGUCGCUGGUGCUUCUGACCUAAAUCUUGGCGAUGAACCUUUCGGAGCCGGGCCGAUUGUCACGGACUGGUCGAGCCACGACAGCUACCCAAUGUCGGCAGCCUCACCUGAUUGGGGCCAGGCCAUAUCGCUCCCGCUGGCCAUCGCCAACGCCAUCUCGCGCGUCGAGGAUGCCGACCGUCGACCUCAGCUGUGGGAGAACCUGAUUUUCACAGGCCAACCAGCCAAGAUCAAGACGAUCCAGCUCGAGGCAGUCUCGGCCUUGUCAGAAUUCGUCGCCACCGAACAGACCGAAGCAGCGCAAGUGCUUGCUGAGCCCAAUCCGCUGCAAGCUCGCAAUGUGCGUGCGCUGCGCGUGCCGGACUACUUUUCCGAGUUCAAGGAACGUAACGAUCUGGCGCCUUUCCUCGGUGGCACCAUCUAUGCCAAGCUCGUGUUUGGUGACCCGCAAGCAAAGGCGUUCAUCACUAAGCAGAACUACAAUGAGGCAGGGCCCAACCAGGCUUUCUCGGUCAAGCUCAGUGCUUGA